This is a messenger RNA of Dromaius novaehollandiae (emu), 1470 nucleotides long. Its product is annotated as lymphotactin-like. Gene Ontology annotation, cellular component: extracellular region. The transcript is spliced from 3 exons. The coding region runs from base 151 to 522 and encodes 123 amino acids. Gene Ontology annotation, molecular function: chemokine activity. NCBI's taxonomy places the organism in Eukaryota, Metazoa, Chordata, Aves, Casuariiformes, Dromaiidae. The record is from RefSeq and is a predicted model, not a curated record. Gene Ontology annotation, biological process: immune response.
AAAGCCUUCACAGGGGGGCUAGUAAAGGAUGGGUGAGGGAAAGGACGUGGUUCUCUGUCACCAGAAAAAGUACCUCUGCUCAAUUUUUUCCACUUACAGUCAGCCCUACCAUGACGCCCCCCAAUAGUGCACACGAGAACUGACCACUGAAUGACAAUAUAUAAACUCCAUGAAAGGGGGCUCAUGUUAAUCACUUUCUUCUCAGGCUUGAUGAAGAAGCCGCUAGCAAUGAAACUCCACGUCGCAGCUAUCCUGGUCAUCUUUUGGCUUGGCGUCUUCACUGUGAACACAGUGAGAGGGAGCGCUGGAAGUCAGCCCAUGCGCAAAUUUGCAUGUGUGAGUCUAUCCACACAGAAACUGGACAUCAGAAAGCUUGUCAACUAUGAAAAGCAACAAGUUCCAGUAAACGCUGUCAUGUUUAUCACUGCAAAAGGCAUCAAGAUCUGCGUACACCCUCAACAGAAAUGGGUACAGGCUGCUAUAAAGAAAAUAGACCAGAAACGUAGCACCAAAGGCAAAUAAUCCUGUCCUAGGAAAGCAUCUAAGGCCAACAAAAUGAAAUCAGCAUCAGUCCUGCCCAUAACAGGGAAGAAAGCCUGAGCAUCUGCUUGUAACUCCUAUUUAUUAAUUAGCAAUAAAAUCUCUGAACAAACAUGAACUCAUCAUAAUCUAUUCAUCACUAGCCGAAUGUUGAAUGUGGCUUCUUCAUUUUAUAGCUGGACUCUGUUACGCUGUUUAUUUACUGAAAUGCUUACCAAUGAUUCUUUACAACUGAAUGUAGACAUCUUAUAUGUGGCUUAAAGUCCCUUGCUGUUCUGACCAGUAUGGCACUUUGUGGUGAGUAGCAGACUGGUUCAUAUGCUAUGAAAGAAGAUGACCUCCCAUGGAGUUGUAUCAGGGUGUAGACCAAUGCUGAUGGAGAUCAGCAUGUUCUGCAUUGAGUGCUUGGCUUUGAAAAGAUUCUUGAUAAUUUAAUGGUUACUCAUAACUAUAUAAGCUACAAGUAAAGUAAUCUCAUGCAUCAGGGCAUUACCUGACCAGUGCAAUAUUCAGAAGGAAAUCCUUGGCCCUUCUACUUCUAUACAUAGUAUUGCACUAUUAGUUCUAACUUCAGUCAACUAUGAUGCAUAGAUACUCUCACUAAGGGAUGACCUUGAGCAAUUCAGGCUGACUAUGAAUGUAACUCUAUAUUCAGUUGUGUACUGGGGAAGACUUAUUCUGCACCCUGACUUCUGUGAAGUUACUUCUGUUUCACCUUCAUGUGAGAUAGACCUGAACCAAAUGCUUUAUUUUGUCUUUUGCUUUUCUCUGAAUAAUCAAGUACAAACCAUGGCUGGAAGCAAGAGUCUCUUUCACAAAAUCAUGGUGAUUCCCUGGCUUAGAAAACUAAGUAUAUUUGAUGUAAACAUCUAUUAUAUUUUUUUAAGUAAGUUCUACUAAUAGAAGGUUCUGAAUAUUAAUAAAGUUAUU